Molecule: messenger RNA, 2403 nt
Organism: Effrenium voratum
Lineage: Eukaryota; Dinophyceae; Suessiales; Symbiodiniaceae
Source: the annotation of a GenBank genome assembly
AGCGGGGGGGGGGAACGGUCGAUUUGGCGCGAAAGCGCGUCGCGCGGAAACAAAUCGGCCGGGAGGUUGGGUUCGGUUCGGCAUCAUGCUCGCCAACCAAAACCUCCUGAUCGUCACCAUGGAGGCCUGCCACAAGCACACGUCCACCGUGCUGGGCCUGGUGAACAAGGUUUGCAACAAGAUGAGCCUGGGUGACGUCGCUGCGGAGUGUGAACAAGUGAGACUGAUCCUGCAGGACACGGACUCCAUGUUCGCCACGCUGAAGGACGCCGCCACCGGGGACCUGUCGCAGGUGCUUGCAGACGUCAAGAAGUACGCUUCCGACGUGGUAGAGGCGGAGUCCAGGGAGCUGCAGACGGGGCUCCAAAAGCGCUCGGAGGUGUCCGAGCAUGGUCUCAAUGAACGCUUCAAAGCCCUGGAGGCGCGAGUCCUCUCUGACUUGGCAGGCAGCGGUCCUGCCGCUGAGGGCGAAGGUCGCAAGGCUGGUGAAAGCCACCUGAUGAAGAAGGUGACCAACAGGAUGAGCGACUUUGAGGCACAGGUCUCCGCACAGAUCCAGGCGCUGUCACAGGAUGUGGAGAAAAAGGUGUCGUUCCUGGGGUCCCAGCGAACGGUGGGCGAAGGCGCCCCGGGGCUGGACAGCCUUUCCCAUGACUUGGACGUGGUCAAGUACGACCUGGGGGAGAUGAAGGACCUUCUCAAGAGUGCGCAGGGAGACACAUCCCACGUGAAGCGCAUUGUGCUGGCCUGUGAGCGAGACAUGGAGGACUUCACUGCUGCCAUGGACGCAGUGAACGUGGACCUGGAUGAGAUGCGGGCGCGAGUGGACUCCACUCACUCCAUCAUCACAUCUCGCCAGCGCGUGGAGGCCACGGUUACAGCCGAGAUCUCCACGAUGCGACUGGACAUGGGGGACAUGCAGGAAGCGCUGAAGGCGCACGACGCGUGGAUGGAGGAUGUGUCACAAAGCCUCCAAGAGUGCCACGAGCGGUGUCAGCAGCUUUCAGAGGACAUCAUGGAGCACGCUCAGCAGACCCAGGCCAAGCUGGACGCGAAGACGGACAUCACCUCCUGGAACGACAUGAACGAUGACAUCGAUGCCUCAGUGAAAACUGUCCGCGACAUGGCCUCGGCUUUGCGCCUAGAGGUGGACUCCCGGCGCCGCAAGGUGGACGAGGCGCUCGGCGGUCUGCGAGAAGACGUGAAGAGAUUGGACGAUAAGGUAGACAGCCACGUCGCCAAUAUCCAGACUUCCGCGCAGGAUUCCAUGCAGGCGGUGAAUCAGCGGCUCGAGGAGCGAAUGCAGCACUGCCGUGACCUGGAAGCCACACUGAAUCGCCACGCGGACGCGCACGCCAACAUGCAUGCGAAGGUUGACAAUCACAAGGAGGAGUUGGAGAGUCGCAUCAGUUAUGUGGAGACCACGUUGAUGAAGCAGGACGAGGACCUGCACAAAGAGGUGAAUGACCGCAUCGACGGCGUGGAGCGUCACCAUUCCAACAUUUCCAAGGAGACCGCCAAGCGUUUGAACGCGCUGGACCUACGCAUCGCGGGCCUACAAGGCGCCAGCGGAGAGUCUAAGCGCGACAUCGGCAAGUUGCGGGAUGAGGUUAACAGCCUCACGGUGAAAAGCGCGGCCCACGACGUGGACAUCGGCAAGACCAGCGACGACCUGCGGAAGGUGGAGCGGCAGCGGUUGGAGGACAACCAGCGCCACAAGCAGGAUGUGGAUGGCAUCUACGAGGAGUUGGACCAGAAGGUCUACGAGAAGAACUUCCAAUCCUUGGAGGACAACGUCACAAAGCUGACGCGGGGCACGGUGAAGCUGUGCCAGGUGGUGGGGGUCUUCCCCGGCGCGCGCAUGAACGACGGCACGGAGGAGGAGCUGGAUGUGGACGUGGACCUCUUGAACUGGGAGGACUGCGCACAAAACCUGGUGGCCCGGGUGGAGAAGACCUGGCGCCAGAUGUCCUCGCAGAAGUAUCGCAGCAUCCUCGACCUGGUGAGCAAGAAGGCCGACCACUCGGUGCUGCGGCUGCUCCAAAUUUCGCAGCAGCACAUCGAGAGCCAGCUGGAUCGAGUGCGACAUGAGCGGGAGCUGUGGAAGGAGGUUGUGGACAAGCGGUCGCAGCAGCCUCUGCAGCUGGCGCUCACACUCAAGGAUCCUCACACGGGGCAGCCGCUGCCGCCGCCACAAGGCUACAGCCUGCCCAGCGGACUUGGCCCUCCCGGAGGUAUGCCCAUGACGCCCCGGUCCAUGCCGGCUAUGCCGUGCCCGGGCAUGGAGCCGAUUGCUCCAUCAGGCAGCUUCGUGCCGGAGCCAGGCUCUAUGAAGGCAUCUCCACUCGCCAAACGCAUUGCGCGGCCAGCGGGCGCGACGUUGGGGUGCCCGAGAGAUCCGCC